Alternaria atra is the source of this 969-nucleotide messenger RNA. RefSeq lists its product as uncharacterized. The record is from RefSeq and is a predicted model, not a curated record. Lineage: Eukaryota; Fungi; Ascomycota; Dothideomycetes; Pleosporales; Pleosporaceae. The transcript is spliced from 2 exons. The coding region runs from base 1 to 969 and encodes 322 amino acids. Gene Ontology annotation, molecular function: NAD+ binding; protein-malonyllysine demalonylase activity; protein-succinyllysine desuccinylase activity.
AUGGCCUCGUCGGCCGCCAGAUCCAGCGUAGUCCCGCCAAACGACUUGGAGAGCUUCCAGCAGCACCUCAACAAAUCAACGCGUAUCCUGGCGCUUCUGGGUGCAGGACUCUCGGCUUCUUCUGGACUGCCGACAUUCCGGGGUGCUGGCGGCUUAUGGAGGACGCACGACGCCACGUCGCUAGCGACUCCAGGGGCGUUUGAGCGCGAUCCAGGACUCGUGUGGCAAUUCUACAGCUACCGACGACACAUGGCCCUCAAAGCCAAGCCCAAUCCCGCACACUACGCCCUUGCUGAGCUAGCGAGGAAGAAGGACGACUUCAUCACGCUGAGUCAGAACGUCGAUGGCCUAUCGCCCCGAGCCCAACAUCCCGCCGAGAAGCUGAAGCUGCUGCAUGGCUCGCUGUUCGAUGUCAAGUGCUCGGAUUUCUUCUGCAACUAUCUCGAGCGAAACAACUACACCGACCCCAUUGUCCCCGCCCUUGCCAUCCCAACCCACGACGAAUCCGAUCCCACCACAACUUCCGCUCUCGCCGCUGCUCGCGAACUAGACAUCUCGGACAUCAACGUCGCCAUCCCGGAACUCGACUACAAACACCUCCCCCAUUGCCCGGAAUGCAAGCGCGGUCUCCUUCGUCCAGGAGUGGUUUGGUUCGGGGAAGCGCUGCCUAGGAAGGUCAUGGAGGAUGUUGAUUCCUUCGUCUCGGAUGAACGGGGUAUCGAUCUUAUCAUGGUUAUUGGUACCAGUGCCAGGGUGUAUCCUGCUGCUGGUUAUGUCGACCUUGCGCGUAACAAGGGCGCGCGCGUUGCUAUUAUCAAUAUGGAUACCAAUGAUAUUCCGGCAGGUGGGUUGUACGACGGGGAUUGGUUCUUUCAAGGCGAUGCUGCACAGAUUGUGCCCGAAUUGUUGAAGAGUGUUAUUGGUGACAUUGACAUGGAGAAGAUGGGCGACGCUGCCCAAGGGGCUUGA